Messenger RNA from Cottoperca gobio, 5479 nucleotides. RefSeq names its product synaptopodin 2-like a (gene synpo2la). Gene Ontology annotation, biological process: positive regulation of actin filament bundle assembly. NCBI's taxonomy places the organism in Eukaryota, Metazoa, Chordata, Actinopteri, Perciformes, Bovichtidae. Gene Ontology annotation, cellular component: nucleus; Z disc; actin cytoskeleton. Gene Ontology annotation, molecular function: actin binding. The transcript has 10 exons. Bases 301 to 4896 code for a protein of 1531 amino acids. The record is from RefSeq and is a predicted model, not a curated record.
UAUGGGUGGGCGCACAGAAGUGUGUAUGUGUGCAUGUGUGUGUUCAGGUGUGAGCAUUGGCCUUGGAGCUGGAUUCAGAGAGAAGUCAGCGUCCGGACAGUGUGGCAGGCAAAGAGCACGUCAGAGCUCUCUGAGGGGGCCCUGACCGCUGAACAUGGGGCCAACGCACUGAGGGCCCCCCAGACGAAAUAGAAAAAACAAAGAGGAGUGGAAAAUAAUCGAGAAAAAGAAGAAAAGCUAAAAAAAAAGAUAUAGAGAGCAGAACAAUGGUUGCAGAGGAAGUGAUAAUUACAUUGUCCGAUGGAGCGCCGUGGGGCUUUCGUCUCCAGGGAGGCUUGGAGCAUCAGAAACCACUGCAGGUGGCAAAGGUGCGUAAACGCAGCAAGGCAGUGCAGGGCUGGGCUUCAGGAGGCUGAUGAACUGCUGUCCAUCAACGAACAGCCAUGUGGAACGUUAUCCCAUGCCCAGGCCAUGGACCUCAUCGACAGCUCCUCUGGGAUAUUACACAUCCGGGUCAAAAGGGUGCCUGCUGGUUUUCAGUCCGUGGUUCUUGUGACCCGCGCCCCAUCGCCCCGUAUAGACAAAGAGUACCGUGCAGCUCUGCGUGCCAUGUCACCAAACCACUCCCACCACGCACCAGUCCGUGAAAUCCACCGUAGCCACUCUUCCAUAACCAGCGGAUUGACAUCUCCACCUGGUAGUGAGGCUUACUACGGCGAGACUGACAGUGAUGCAGAUGUGGCAGGCUUCGAGAGGCAGCGCCGGCAGAAACGGCGCAGCCCCAGCAACUCCAACCCGGGAAAACCAACAGGACGAGCCUCCCCAGAGGGCGGGGAGACGUCAGAGAUGAGUGGCUAUGACAGCGCUCCAGAUGCACAUGGUUACCCCCGUUUGUUGGAUGGAAGUGGGGGAGAUGGAGAUCGAGGAGGGGGGCUACUGGGGGUGGCACGGAGGGAGGUGAUUUACCAGGCGCCUGCUCCAGGAAUGUGGUCCUCCCAGACAUCCACUGAGACCUCCUCCAUCAUCUCCUCAGCAGAUGACCAGGGGCCACGGGAUGGAGGGCAAGAGGAGGAUAGUGGCUUUCUAGAGAUAGCAAAUGUGCCACUGGUAUCCCCUGAGAGGGCAAAGGAGGCUCUGUUGCUGGGCUCCCGCAACCAGCUUGUACCCAUGGUGGGUCCUGUGAAUACUCCCAUUGAUGAGGAGUUGACAACAACCUACAUGGAAAAGGCCAAACAAGCUAAACUGAACCGAGGAGAUACUCAGCAAGACAAGCAUGUAAAAGAAGCCAAAAGCAAGUGUCGAACAAUUGCAUCCCUACUGACUGAUGCUCCCAACCCUCACUCAAAGGGGGUGCUGAUGUUCAAGAAGAGGCGACAGCGCUCCAAAAAGUACACCCUCACCAGUUUUGGUAGUGUGGACGAGGACAGGUGUCAGGACUCACAAGAAGAGGAUGGAGCAUUCCCUGGCAGCGAAUCAGAGUUUGAUGAGGAUGGCUUCUCUGCAGUUCCUGACCCAACUUGGGAUAGUGAUUACUUGGAUAUGCUGGAGAAGAGGGCAACUGCAGGCACUGAAGGUCGUGGGGAUGGGGCAGAGGAUGCUCCAAGUCAAGGGUUGAGUAACACCACAGGCAAGGGCGCCCAGUUGUUUGAGCAGCAGAGAAAGAGGGCUGCUGAGCAUGCCAAGAAGGUAGAGGCGGCACAACCUCAGGCUCCUCCACAGUUUCAAGUCCAGGGGCAGGCUCAGAUGUAUCAGUUGCAUCCAGAAAUACAACCACAGAUGCAGCCAAACCUCCAGCCUCAGCAGAUGAUAGUAUCUGACCCUAGAGCCAUACAGCAAGAGCAGUCUCAGGCUCAAGGUCAAGUUGCAGCCUAUGGAAUGUCUAAUGGGGACCUAUCAUACUCUGCAGUUAGUACAGCUAGCAUGAUGAUGUCACCUCCACCUGUGGCACCCAGACUGGCCACUGCCUCAGUGACUGUUCUGAACAGACCUGCACCACCAGCUGAAACACCAUUACCAGAACUACCUGCUAGCAAUGUUCUCAACAGAACGGCACGUCCUUUCACUCCUGGCUUUAUCAGCAUUCGAGCUGCGACUGCUCCUGUAGCGUUCCGACCAUCUAUCUCAAACAUGAGCCAGCGUCCUGCCUCAGCAGCUGUUAUGCCAUCAACAUUCUCCACUGCCUCUGAACUAGCCAUGACAUCAGUAACAUCACAGCUACCCCCAGGUCAACCGUCAGUGUUCUCCCCACCAUCCUUUGUACAUCAAGGUCCCUUGGCCUUGACACCAGAAGGUCCUACUAGCUUUAACCCUCCAGUCGCCUCCACCUAUGUAGAGAAAUUGCAGUCAUCACCACCAAUAACUGCUGUUUAUCAGGCUCCAUUUGUAGCUGUGCCCCCAGUGUACAUGCCCUCAAUGCCCAUGGCUCCACAAGCACCAAUGGUACCAGCCCCUGCUCCUCCUGUAUAUCAAAUACCUGGUUCACCUAACCCAGUUGCCUCAGUGCCUCCACUUCAAGUUCCAGUUGCUCAGCCACGUCCAUCUCAUUUUCCCAUGGUGCCUGUAGCUACAGUGUCAGUGGUCUCUCAGCCAGAAAUUGUAGCUCCAACCCCUUUUCUUGGUCCAACAGGUCGCACAGGAAUCUUACUCGACUCUCGACGCCGUGGUGUCAAACCCAAACCUAUGUUCAAUGUGCCAGAUAUCAAGAAGUACUCCCCCAAUCCUGACCUAUUGUGUAUGGUGCAGAACCUGGAUGACAGGUCCACCCGACACAAAUAUGGUCAACUACCUUCUGAGGAUAUUUAUGAUGAAGCAGAGGAGAGGAGUGGUGAGGCUGGCAUGGGGAGGGCGCCUCCACCAGUUGCACCCAAGCCUCGGGUCAUUCACGAAGCACCACAGAUUCUUCAGGCUGGGGGUAAGGGGGCCCAGCUGUUUGCCCGCAGACAGAGCCGCAUGGGUAUGUAUGUAGUGGACACCCCACCCGAGACCCCUUACCAGCAGGAAGUGGCCUCGCACAGUGUAUCCCAACCCCUUGACUCCUUCAACAAUCCUUACCCUCUUUCUCAGUGGAAAUACUCCCCGAAUGUCCGUGCUCCUCCACCCAUUGGGUACAACCCACUCGUGGCCCCCUCUAUCCCUAUGGGGCCUCAGAGGAACACAGGUAAGCCAGAAAGCAUGGGUAGAGGUGGCUCCCAAAGAGAGGGCAUCAAAGCUCUGGAUUUCAUGAGAAGGCAGCCCUACCAGCUCAACUCUGCCAUGUUCAACUAUGGGGGCAGUGUUGCUAAUCUAUCAGCCAUGCCUUCUUACCAGGUCCAGAGGCAGCAGCAGGGUGACUACACAACAACAACAAUGGUGGGCAGCUCAUUAACCUCCCCUAAGCAGAUCCCAAUCAAAACAGCCCGUGUCUUCGAGGUGAAACGAUUCUCCACACCAACACCGAUGUCAGCUCCCUCUCUGGCUCCCAUGGUCAUUGCACCUCGCUCAGCCACUUCCCUCGGAGAACGUUUGACUUAUUCCGGUAUGAUCUCCCCACCUGCUGCUCCUUUCACUCCAACCUUAGCCACUCUUUUGACACCAGCACCAGUCAGUGCCGCAACGUCAGCUUCACAUCCCUCCCAACCAGCUGGACUGCCCGGCCUCCCAAAAUUCUCUGCAACACCUAUUCCACACCAUGUGCCCCCUGCAGUCCCUACACCUUACACUCCAGUAUCAUACACCACUGGGCUCCAGGGAGCCAAGCAGUUCCAAAGUGCUCCUGAGCUCAGUUUCCUUGCCUCUUUGCCCCCAAUCAAGUCCGACCCAGUUCAGGCACCCAAACCACGUUUUGUUGCCACCAAGGGAGGCGUUCAGCCCCAUGUCUGGAGGCCAGGGGCAAUAUCACCAGCAUUGAGCCCUGGGUCUCUUCUUCUCUGUUUGGUAUUUAUAAGUCUGUCUCUCCUCCCAGGAUUGCAACAAAAAUCCGUCAUGCCUCUGGGGAAACCUGCCAUGCUAAACAAGCGGAAAAAGCUCACCAAGAUCAUAACUGACCUAUCACAUAUCCCUCAGGAUGAGUAUGAGUCAGAGCCAGAGGCGUCAGAGUUCGACCUGGGAACAAAGAUCAGGACUCCUAAAGACAUCAUGCUGGAGGAGCUUUCCCUGCAGAAUAACAAAGGCUCCAAGAUGUUCAGGAGGAGGCAGAAGAGAGUGGAGAGGUUCAUCUACGAGAACAACCCUGACAUCUUCAGCAGUGAGUCUAUGGACAACCUCCAGAAGUUUGUUCCCGCUCUGGGAGGUCAGAUGGGAAGUGACAUGAUAAAUGUUGGUGGGCAUUUUGUUAGCAAACAGGCUGGACAGCUGCAUUAUGUAGGGUUGAACACCAAAGGCGGGGCCCCUGUGCCUCCUCCGAAGCCUGGAAGCAAAGGUGCAGGAGCAGGAGCAGGAGCAGGAGGACUGGGUGGGGGUGACCAUGGGAAAGGUGGACAAGGAGAAGGAGAAGGACAUAGUGAGUGGUCUCCACUAAAAGGUGGAGGAAGCGAUGAUGUAUCUAAGAAGCUGCUGCUUUUGAAGUCAUACGUGUCGCCAUGGGAGAAGGCCAUGAAGGGUGAUCAAACUCUGAUAGCCACUCUGAAAUCUGGAAUGCCUGGUCCUAUUGAUCCAAAGGAUAUGCGCAAGUACAAAAGUUUCAACAGGUCUGCCAUGCCGUUUGGAGGCUUCGAGAAGGCCAACCAGUUCAUGAAAUUCCAGCUGCCAGAAACUGAGGCCAAACAGGAGCCUGAACCCGCAGUGGUGUACCAACACGACAUCGGCUGCCGGCCUUCCUUCAACCGCACUCCUAUUGGCUGGGUGUGCAGCGGUGAGCCCGAUGGCAUUCAAAUGGAGACAGAUGCUGUGCCCUUCAAUGGAGAGACUGAUGAGCUGUGAAAAAAAUAUUCUUACUGUGAUAACACUCACUGUGCACAUGCACACACGCACACGAGUGCAUGCGUACACGUUAGUAUGCACACACGAUAGAUGAGAUUACAGUUAAUUGUUAUAUUGAGGAAUUUUAAUCUCUAAGUGGGGAUAACUGAACGCGUACAUGAAAUGUGGUUAAUGUUCUUAUUUUGCUCUGUAUUUGGUUGUAAGGCAAAGAAACAAGCUUACCUGGAGAUUUAUUAAAGUUCAUAAGUUGAGUCUAAACACUCAAUUUGUCAGAAAGGUUUUUGUUCUCAUGGAGAAGUUGCAGAUUUUGUCAAUGAGGAAAGAAGGAAUCAAGUAAGAAGGAUAGAUUUAUGCUAUUGUACUGUUGUGCACAGUGUUGGAGUCAAGUUGUUACCAUAUUUGUUAUUUCACAGGGUCUUUUUUUGUUAAGAUUGUUCAUUUGUUGAGCUAUUAAACCCUACAAACCUGUCUAAUUCAUGAUGCAUGCUGAUCCAUUAACUGUACAAACACAGUUUCUCCACAUUAAACUCUUUCAAACUGUAGCAAUAUUCUUGUAGAGUGAAUAAAAUGUCGAGGGAAAUCA